This is a messenger RNA of Vicia villosa (hairy vetch), 601 nucleotides long. Its product is annotated as late embryogenesis abundant protein 6-like. The record is from RefSeq and is a predicted model, not a curated record. Lineage: Eukaryota; Viridiplantae; Streptophyta; Magnoliopsida; Fabales; Fabaceae. The coding region runs from base 58 to 354 and encodes 98 amino acids. Gene Ontology annotation, biological process: embryo development ending in seed dormancy. The transcript is spliced from 2 exons.
UUCGAGUAUCUUUUAAUUUACACUGAGAAAUUGCUUUGUUAUUAAAAAUAAAGAAAAAUGCAGGCUGUAAAAGAUAAGCUCCAAGACAUGAAUGCCAUGCGCAAGGCCAAAGCAGAAGCAAAGGCCGAGGAAAAGGCGGAGAAGGAAAUUAUGCAAGCCAGAAAGGACAUAGCUAAGGAGGUUAGAUUGGCAAAAGAAGCUGAAGCCGCUAUGGACUUACAUGUGACAAAAGCAGGAGAAAGAGCUGAGAAAGAAAUAGAAAAGCAUGCACCCAUUGAUCGAAAUGCAAAUUCAGCAGAUCAAGCUGAUUCAAUGCAACCUCCAUCAGAUAAUCCCACAUACACAGCUAUGUGAUUAAACACAUGCCUCAAAUAUGCAUGGAGUGGAUCAUUAAUAUAUAGAAAGAUUUUGCAAUCAAGGAAAUAGAUAUUAUGAAAUUGGUUAAUGUUAUUUAUGGAGGAAUUGUUUAGCUACCUAAAUAAUGCUUAUUAUGUAUUCAUUUAAGCUUUUUAUGUAAUAAUGUAACAAAGUUAAUUCUUUUAGCAUGUGUAAUGUAAGUGUAUAUCGUUAACUUUUUAAAUAAAUUAUGUGACAAAAAAUU